Molecule: messenger RNA, 189 nt
Organism: Amoebophrya sp. A120
Lineage: Eukaryota; Dinophyceae; Syndiniales; Amoebophryaceae
Source: the annotation of a GenBank genome assembly
GAUUUCGCAAAUCGCGACAGCUUUCGAAAGUUUCAAAAUUGCCAAAAAACUUGCGACGUGGGCGGUUUUCUUUCCCGGCGCAAAAUUUUAACUGCCCCCGCUCAGCAAUAGGAGUUAUAAUUUAUUGUUUAUUCACAUUGAACGCUUGAAAAACCUUUACAAACUUUUGGAUUGACAGAAAACCUGUAA